Salvia miltiorrhiza (redroot sage) is the source of this 2558-nucleotide messenger RNA. Its product is annotated as pentatricopeptide repeat-containing protein At4g20770. Gene Ontology annotation, molecular function: RNA binding; protein binding. The record is from RefSeq and is a predicted model, not a curated record. The coding region runs from base 17 to 2296 and encodes 759 amino acids. Lineage: Eukaryota; Viridiplantae; Streptophyta; Magnoliopsida; Lamiales; Lamiaceae. The transcript is spliced from 2 exons. Gene Ontology annotation, biological process: RNA modification.
GUUUAAUUUGUUAGAAAUGCAAAGCAGGAAUGCCUCUGUUUCGUUGGCGAAUUUGCUGCAAAAUUGCAUAGAUCAUAGAGCGUACAAGGCAGGAAAAAUAAUUCAAGCUCAGAUUUUUCGCACCGGCCAAAUUUCAAAUACUUUUCUGGUGAACCGCCUGAUUGAGCUAUAUUCAAAAUGCGGCCGCACGUCAGCCGGCCGCCUCCUGUUCGACCAAAUGCCUUUGAGAAACAUAUUCUCCUACCACGCUAUUUUAGAUUCUUACUGCAAAUUAAAUGAUGUCGAUAAUGCAUAUCAAGUGUUCGAUCAAAUGCCGGAAAGGAACUCCGUUUCUUGGAACUUGAUUAUCAGUAUGCUGUCAAGAAAUGGUCUUGAAGAUAAGGCCUUGGUGAGUUACUACGCUAUGAGGUUGAAUGGUUUCGUGCCCACCCGCUUCACGUUGGCCAGUGUUUUGAGUGCUUGUGGGGGUUCGGGCAAUGUGGAGUGUGGCAGGGAGUGCCAUGGACUUGCUACCAAGCUCGGACUUAGCGCGAAUUUGUACGUUGGGAAUGCUUUGUUGGGAAUGUAUAUGAAGUGUGUUUCUAUAGAAGACGCGAUAAUGGUUUUUGAGGACUUGCCGGAGCAUAAUGAGGUCUCAUUCACUGCAAUGAUGGAGGGGUUAGUAGGAGCUGAUCGCAUGGAUGAAGCAUUUGACAUGUUUAGAUUGAUGCAACGAGAGAGGAUCAUAGAUUGUGUCUCGCUUUCAAGUGUAUUGAGUGUUUGUUCCAAAUGUGAAUUCGGUGAUGGCAAUGAGGGGAAAAGGCAUGUGAUGCACGGGGAACAGAUACAUGGACUACUUGUUAAAGUUGGUUUUUUGGGAGAUCUGCACGUAAACAAUUCGUUGCUUAACAUGUACGCGAAGCUUGGGUGUAUGGAGUGUGCAGAGACAUUGUUCAACAGUAUGUCAAAAGUCAGUGUUGUUUCAUGGAAUAUUAUGAUCGCGGGAUAUGCCAAGCAAUAUCAUUUGCAGAGGGCUAUCGAGUGCAUGGAGAAAAUGCAGAGUUGUGGGUUUGAACCUGAUGAGGUAACUUGUGUCAAUAUGCUAGCUGCCUGCUUGAGAAGUGGUGAUGUUGAAACUGGGCUAAACAUAUUCAAUAAUAUGUCUGCGCCAAGUUUGGCCUCGUGGAACGCAAUUCUAUCAGGCUAUUCUCAGAACGAAAACCACAGGGAGGCGGUGAUGCUUUUCAGAGAGAUGCAGUUCAGAAGAGUGAGGCCUGAUCGAACUACUUUUGCUAUAGUUCUCAGUUCUUGUGCUGCCAUGGGGCUUUUAGAGGGUGGAAAGCAGAUUCAUGCUGCCUUGUGGAAAGCUGAGCUUUCGACGGACUUGUAUGUUACCAGUGGACUCAUUGCUGUUUACUCAAAAUGUAGUAAAAUAGAAGUGGCAAAAGUUAUCUUCAACAUGGCUCCCAAAUAUGAUAUAGUAUGCUGGAAUUCUGUGUUGGCAGGUUUAUCCCUUAAUUCAAUGGAUGCAGAAGGUUUUAACUUUUUCAGGCGAAUGCUAGGUGAAGGGAUGUUGCCGACUGAAUUUUCUUAUGCUAGUGUCCUGAAUUGUUGCUCGUCUCUGUCAUCUCUCUCACAAGGGAGACAGAUUCACGGUCUAAUAGUGAAAGAAGGACAUGCUGAUAAUGUUUAUGUCGGAACUGCUCUGGUUGAUAUGUACAGCAAGUGUGGCGAUGUGGAUGGGGCCAGAGGGUUCUUUGAUAUGAUGCCACGUAAAGAUUUAGUUACCUGGAAUGAGAUGAUACAUGGUUAUGCUCAAAAUGGGCGCGGAGAAGAUGCUGUUGAUUUGUUUGGGAACAUGAUGGAAGCUAGUAUUGAACCUGAUCACAUAACCUUUGUUGCUGUCUUAACCGCCUGCAGUCAUUCUGGAUUAGUAGAUACUGGUUUGAAGCUGUUCAAAUCAAUGCAACAAGAAUAUGAUGUAAAGCCACUUAGUGAUCACUAUACUUGCAUAGUCGACACCCUGGGGCGUGCUGGCCGGUUCAAUGAAGUUGAAGAAAUCAUAGAAAAAAUGCCGUGCAGAGAUGAUCCUAUUGUUUGGGAGGUUUUGCUCAGCUCUUGUAGGGUUCAUGCCAAUAUAAACUUGGCAAGAAGGGCUGCGGACGAGCUUUUCCGGUUGGACACCGGUAAUUCUGCCCCUUACUCCCUCCUAGCCAAUAUGUAUUCGUCAUUAGAUAGAUGGGAUGAUGUUAAAGAUGUUCGAGAUAUAAUGGGAAGGCAGCAGGUUUCGAAAGAAGCAGGUUACAGCUGGGUUUGAAACAUGUGAUAUAUCCGAGGAAGCAGGUUGUGGUCAGAAAUGGAGACCUGACCGCAGUUGAGCUGUUGAAGGAGAUGCACUGCCUCUAAAUUUCACCUGCAGCUUGCAAGAUCAACACUGAAUGCAAAAGGCUCCACUGAGAUCAGAUUGCAGUUUUCUUCUAUAUAGUUGGUAAGUUUAGUGGUAACUACACAAGUUGGCCAAACUGAAAUUACGACACUAAAAUUUUGGAAAUUCAAGCCACUGUCUAUUUAAACGCUCA